AUUGUCAUUUACACACAGGUUCACUUUAUUAAAAUGAAUGUUUGGAAGGAACAAUUGGAACACAAUACACAAGAAGAAGAAGAUGAUGAUACAUUUGAAGAAUCCUAUAUUUUGGCUGCACUACUUGGUGAGUAUGCAACAAAAUAUUUAUGCAAAGAGCCAUGUAGAACUAGUGAGCUCACAGGUCAUGCAUGGGUUCAAGAAAUAUUGCAAGGGAAUCCCACUCGUUGUUAUGAGAUGUUUCGAAUGGAAAAACAUAUUUUUCAUAAACUUUGCCAUGAAUUGGUGGAACAUGAUUUAAAGUCUUCUAAACAUAUGGGGGUUGAAGAAAUGGUUGCAAUGUUUUUGGUCGUUGUAGGCCACGGUGUCGGUAAUAGAAUGAUUCAAGAAAGAUUUCAACAUUCGGGUGAGACUGUAAGUAGACAUUUUUAUCGUGUACUUCAUGCAUGCCUUAAGUUGUCCUUCAAAUAUAUUAAACCCGAAGAUCCUAUGUUUCGUGAAUGUCAUGCCAAAAUUAAAAAUGAUCAACGUUAUUGGCCUUUUUUUAAGAAUGUUAUAGGAGCAAUUGAUGGUACACAUGUGUCAUGUGUAGUUAGUGCAAGUGAGCAACCAAGGUUUAUUGGAAGAAAAGGAUAUCCAACACAAAAUAUUAUGGCUGUAUGUGAUUGGAAUAUGUGUUUCACUUUUAUAUUAGCUGGUUGGGAAGGCACUGCCCAUGAUGCCCUUGUUUUUGACAAAGCUCUUACUACUGCUAACCUUAACUUUCCGCAUCCUCCUCAAGGUAAGUAUUAUUUGGUAGAUUCUGGUUAUCCAACACCAAUAGGGUACAUUGGUCCAUACAGAUGUGAACGUUAUCAUCUUUCUGAAUUUAGACGUUCAAGUGGGUUCGAAAAUCAUAAUGAAGUAUUCAAUUACUAUCACUCAAGUUUAAGAUGCACAAUUGAAAGAACUUUUGGGGUAUGGAAGAAUAUAUUUGCAAUUCUGCGUAGCAUGCCUAAGUUCAAAUAUGAGACGCAAGUUCAUAUAGUUGUCGCAACAAUGGCAAUACACAACUUUAUUAGAAGGAGUGCUGAAAUGGAUGUUGAUUUUAAUCUUUAUGAAGAUGAAAAUACAGUCAUUCACCAUGAUGAUGAUCAUAGAUCAACUAACUUGAAUCAAUCCCAAAGUUUCAAUGUAGCUUCUUCUUCAGAGAUGGAUCAUGUUCGAAACUCAAUCCGCGAUCAGAUUAUAGCGUAUAAGCUAAAUAAUUAAAAAUGUAAUA
Medicago truncatula (barrel medic) is the source of this 1261-nucleotide messenger RNA. RefSeq lists its product as uncharacterized. The record is from RefSeq and is a predicted model, not a curated record. NCBI's taxonomy places the organism in Eukaryota, Viridiplantae, Streptophyta, Magnoliopsida, Fabales, Fabaceae. The transcript is spliced from 2 exons. The coding region runs from base 34 to 1251 and encodes 405 amino acids.